AUGUCUGAAACCAUUACAAGUCCCGCGACCAACCUCCCCACGCUGCCGUCAAACACGAUCGAUACAUCGAGUGCUCUCACUGGAGGCCCUACCUCCACCACUACGACCAGGGUUGGCGACAAGCAGCUGCCAACUGAUGCUUCCAUGAUAGAUUACAGAAUCUUAUCUUACUCGGCGUCUUUGAUAUCGAUCGUUAUCGAGUACCCAGAUGAGUAUGGUCGCCGACGCCAUGCCUGCCGAAACGGUUCAUACCAGUUUCCCGAUGACGAGAGAGAAAUGGACAGGCUUGACUUCUACUAUUCUUUGAUAGCCAAGGCCAUCCACAAGAUCUUUCUGGCUCCUGCUGAAAAAGGCAAAAUCCAUCGUAUUGUAACUGAAACAAGUGAUAAGUUCCAUAAUGCUGGAGUUUUUGGCAUCGGCUUAAGCGCUAUCCAGCCCAAUUUCGUUCCAAUAAACGUCAAGCUUGAGAUCAAUAGCGCCGAAAACUUAGAAGUAUAUGCUUGCUUGAUUAUCAACUGGCUUGAGUUUAUGCGUAAAUUCUCCACAAACUUGAACAACAAUGGAUGGCUGGGCUGUGUUUCAAGAUUAUUAAGUCUUGUUUGA
Messenger RNA from Colletotrichum graminicola M1.001, 603 nucleotides. RefSeq names its product UMTA methyltransferase. NCBI's taxonomy places the organism in Eukaryota, Fungi, Ascomycota, Sordariomycetes, Glomerellales, Glomerellaceae. The transcript has 3 exons. The record is from RefSeq and is a predicted model, not a curated record. Bases 1 to 603 code for a protein of 200 amino acids.